UGGUGAAAUAUUAUUCUCAAAAAUGUGACAUGAGAAGGGACGGGUUCUUUUGUAGUUUAAAGAACUGUCAUUUGUGGGUAAGGCGAAUCGGCGUUAGUGUCCUUGCAGGACAGCUUUAUUUAUAAGAAAGAAGAUGGCGGAAUUUUCCCCAGUCCUGCCUUUACGGGAUGGAGGCGGACGGUUUGGUCAACCUGUAUUUCCAAGAUCUCGGUCCGGAUCAGAAUCGGAGAGUGAGUUGUCGCAGAGUUUGGCCCGGACAAAAACCCGUUCCUAUGGAAGUACAGCCAGCGUUACUGCCCCAUUGGGAGAGAAGUAUGUGGAGCACCGUGUUACGGACGGUGAUACCUUACAGGGAAUAGCGCUUAAAUAUGGUGUUACGAUGGAACAGAUCAAAAGGGCGAACAAGCUUUUCAGCAAUGACUGCAUAUUUUUGCGGAAUAGUUUAAACAUUCCGGUUGUGUCAGAGAGACCCGCUCUCUUUAACGGACUGUCUUUGGAAUCUCCUGAGAGUGAGGCAGACACACCUCAGGAGCCUGUGUGUGUGACGCAGAAUGUAGAGGAUCCAUCUCCCCCUCUCUCUCCUGCCCCAGGACCGUCAGGAUCCAGCAGCCAAUCUCAGCAAGCAGAGGAGCUUUCUGCAAAAGACUACUUACAUAGACUGGACAUGCAAAUUAAGUUAUCUAAACUGGCUGCGAGAAAACUUAAAGUAGAGGAUGGCAGGGAGGAUGAAGAUCCAUCACUUCAAGGCUCACUGUAUCAGGAGAUUUGAGAAAACAAUGUUUACCUGAAAUAGACAUGAUCCAAUCCUCAUCCUAUGCCGGCUCUUUUUAACCGUUUCACCAAACCAGGAAACGGGAGGUCACGUCCAUGUGUUUGCACUGAGAGUGUCAUGUUUUUGCCUUUCACAAACUGUUAUGGUUAUUGUUACUCUUUUAAAUAAUUUAUCCAAACUUUCAAAAAUAAGAUCCUAGGGACAUAGAGGCGUCCAUUCAAACUCACUGAGUGCUGUGGAGAAAGCUUCAGUUUCCCAGACUACAUAAGGAACAGCCUGUGUAGUGCAUAAGCAUAUGAAGGAAAGUCCUUCCUCUAAAAACCCAGUGUAUGUGAACACACUCUGCUGCAUUUAGUCUUAGUGAGACAAUAUGAAACCGAAGGCUGACAGCCUGUCACUUUGACAUCAUUGGUUGAAAUCCCAUGCAGAGCUU
This is a messenger RNA of Chanos chanos (milkfish), 1205 nucleotides long. RefSeq names its product LysM, putative peptidoglycan-binding, domain containing 2 (gene lysmd2). The transcript is spliced from 3 exons. NCBI's taxonomy places the organism in Eukaryota, Metazoa, Chordata, Actinopteri, Gonorynchiformes, Chanidae. The record is from RefSeq and is a predicted model, not a curated record. Bases 134 to 769 code for a protein of 211 amino acids.